Molecule: messenger RNA, 1296 nt
Organism: Pundamilia nyererei
Lineage: Eukaryota; Metazoa; Chordata; Actinopteri; Cichliformes; Cichlidae
Product: beta-1,4-galactosyltransferase 1-like
Exons: 2
Coding region: 52-1131 (359 amino acids)
Biological process (GO): protein N-linked glycosylation; carbohydrate metabolic process
Cellular component (GO): Golgi apparatus
Molecular function (GO): cytoskeletal protein binding; beta-N-acetylglucosaminylglycopeptide beta-1,4-galactosyltransferase activity
Source: RefSeq, a predicted model, not a curated record
CUGAGCUGUAACAAGGGAAAUUAGAGCCGCUGAGUAUACUCAAGAUAAAAGAUGGCAGGAAACUUCAAAAGAUUAUUUAAUUUUCUAGUACUUUUUUCUUUUGUUAGUGUCGCAUGUUUUGUGCUGGUUUUAUUCUACUCCAGAAGAAGCUUUGUGGUUAUUGUUCCUGAGAAACAUAUUUUGACACUGGGAAACAAAACAUUUUCAGGGAUGGUAAAGGAGCAAGUCGCGAAGCUGUUGGAGAGGAGGAUCAAAGCCUCAAACAAAAGCAGUGAGAUGGCACCGACACCAUCUGCUGUCAGCUUAACUUUGGGCCCCUGCCCUGAAAACCCCCCAGAUCUCAUAGGUCCACUCCUCGUUGAGUUUGAUUUCGGAAGGACUUGGGAACAUGUGAGAAAGGAAGUCAGUCCUUUGCUUCAAAAAGGAGGAAGGUUCAAGCCAAAAGACUGUGUUGCAAAGCAGAAGGUGGCAAUCAUCAUCCCAUUCCGGAAUCGGCACGAGCAUUUGAAGCACUGGCUUUAUUACUUGCAUCCUAUUCUGAAGCGACAGCUUGUGGACUACGGAGUCUAUGUCAUCAACCAAGAUGGAGAGGGAGUCUUCAAUCGGGCUAAACUGAUGAAUGCAGGAUAUGUCGAAGCGCUCAAGGAAUAUGAUUAUGACUGCUUCCUCUUCUCUGACGUAGAUCUGGUUCCCCUAAAUGACCGUAACCUCUACAGAUGUUUUGACAAUCCACGACACUUGGCUAUAGGCAUGGACAAAUUUAAUUUCGACUUACCCUAUAAGACCUUCUUUGGUGGGGUCGCUUCAUUGUACAAACAUCAGUACUUGAAAAUUAAUGGGUUCCCAAACACCUACUGGGGUUGGGGUGGUGAGGACGAUGAUAUCUACAAACGAAUAGUCUUACGUGGAAUGCAGGUUUCUCGACCUGACUUACUGACGGGCAGGUACAGGAUGAUCAAACAUCAAAGAGACGCGCACAAUGACCCAAAUCCAAAGAAUCCUGAUAAACUGUUUCAAACACAUUGGACCAUGAAUGCGGAUGGCAUCAAUUCCCUCAAAUACACAGUAAAGAACAUUGAGAAGGAUAUCUUGUACACUUUUAUCACUGUAGAUAUCGGCUCUCCUGAAUGAUCUGCCUGAAUGCAAUUUAACUCUCUUGCGUGGCCAGUGAUUCAUUGGUGUUUUGAUCUCAGAACUGAACGAGUGACUUAUGCUCUUAAAAUCUCUGCGAAUCCAAUUUGCCCUAAAAUAAUUAAUUAAUUUAGGUAUCCACUCCAACAAAAGGAAAAUGUUGAA